AUGGCGAAAUUCCAGGUUGGCUGGUAUCGGUUUGUGCCGUUCCUAGGAUACCACCAUGUCUUGAUGAUCUUGAUUGCAAUUGCCAUCAUCCUUCUUUCUCUAUUACUGGCAGGCUGCUCAUCGUCAUCACCUUUGAUCCCCGAUAUCUUCCUCCUGUCCCUGUACUAUGACAGUUACACUGCCGUCCCCGACACGGCGCAAGUAGACUACAAUGUUCACACCGCCAUCGAGAACAUCGCUGGCGACGCCCGUCUCGCCGCUCGUGUCGGCUACUUUGGUAUCUGCAUCAGCCCCGACGGUGGCAGUUGGCUUUGCAGCAACAAUGCCACUGCUCUGGCCAAUGAAGUCUCCGUCGACCAGGAUCCUCUCAACCUGAUCUGGCUCGCCGCCCAGUUCAAGGACAUGAUUGUUUUCCCCUACCUCAUCAUCAUCGCCAUUAUCUUUGCCUUCGUCUGCUUCCUGCUUCUGGCUACCUUCCCCGGAUGGCACGAGGAGGAGGACUCUGAGGGCUCCGACCGCGAAGUGAAGCCCUUUCCCUCGCGACCCGUCUCCCAGAUCUCCCUCGCCAUCAUCUUCAUCGCCUCCAUCUUCGUGCUGGUGUCGGUAUUAUGGCAGCACACCGCCUCCGUAGCAGCUUCCAUCAUCGCUCAAGACUUUGGCAACGGAGCCGUCAAAUCCGGUGUCGGAUCGUCCGCCAUGGUCCUCGGUUGGUUCAGCUUCACACUACUCAUCAUCGUCACCAUCGGUCUGCUAGUCAUGAUCCUGAGUAUCCGCGUCCUUAGCCAAAUGGUCGGCUAG
Molecule: messenger RNA, 798 nt
Organism: Colletotrichum siamense
Lineage: Eukaryota; Fungi; Ascomycota; Sordariomycetes; Glomerellales; Glomerellaceae
Exons: 4
Coding region: 1-798 (265 amino acids)
Biological process (GO): conjugation with cellular fusion
Cellular component (GO): membrane; mating projection tip
Source: RefSeq, a predicted model, not a curated record